AUGAAGGGCAAGAUUGGAAUCUUGACAAAGGCGGCGAAGGCUGGCGUCGUGUUGCUACAGCCGCUACACGGCGUGAGAUCGUGGAGGAAAACUUGGAGUAGCAAGCGCCGCAAUGCGCAAGCAGUAGAGGCCGAUGUGCCAAGCAUUGAGAUUGCAGCAUUGGCGGAGCCUCAUGGCGUUGCGUAUCAGAAUGUCGACCACGAACAUCCGCAAGACUCGGCGAAUGAGAAUCCCACGGACGACGAGCCAGAAAGCCAGGACGUAGAUGCAAGUUGUAGGCCAGGCAGUACCGACGCUCUCCUUAUCGACGAGCCGCACUUCGAUGCUCCUCCAACGUCAGGUCCGGUGAGACAACCCAAGGUUCAGCAGACUGUUGGUGCAUGGCUUGCGGCAUGUCCGGAUCCCGAGCUCGCUGCGAGUUUCCACGCCGCUGUCGUAUCCCAUCGACAGAUCAAAGGAGUGGAAGAAGAGGUAAAGACACAACUCGAAGAGCUCAUACCAAGCUGCCAGGAAUUCCGGGCAGAAACACAAAAAUUGAUGGGCCGUAUUGCAGACGCAGAAGCCGAAGACUCCGAUCCCGAGUCGGAUAAUCCUAGGGUGGAAGCAAUGUACGAGCGACUGGAGGAAGUGCAGCAAGCCCAUGGAUCCGCCUUGGCGAAGCAGAAUGAAAUCCGAGAUCAUCUGCGUGAGGUGUACGAAGGCAUGCGCGGAGAACAGUUCGACCUCUUUGAUAUCUUGGAGGAGGCCCUCGAAGUCGGUAAACCGGUUUCCGCGGGCGUCGAAAGUGAUGAGCUUGAGUAUGACAAUGGUCCGGUCACUGAUGACCCGAUGCAGGAGGUCAGUGAUGACCAUCAGAAGGACCUGCUGUACACCUUUGACCUCUGGCACAGAGAGCUUGACGAUGCGAACUACCAACUCAACAAUCGCCAUGAAGCUUUCAAUCGGCAGCUCGAGUUCGAACGCGACCAGCCACAUGAGGUGCGCCUAGCAAAGUCUGAGAUUGAUGCCCGCCACUUCCACGAAACCCAGCGCAUGACCCGCCGAUUUAUCGAAGUAGAAGCCGCAUACGACAAAGCCAAAGCCGCUCUCAUCGCCGCGGGGAUGCAACCUCCAGGCUCCGACAUAGAAUCUGGCUUCGUCGAUGAUGUCGACGACGGGUACAGGACCAGUUUCCAACAGGACGAGAUUGAUUCUGUAGAUCCUGAAUGUGUGCUGCGUUGGCUUGGAGGAAUUCCCAAUUGCAGUCCGGGAGACAAUCUGGGAGUUCAGGUUCCAAAGGUCGACGACUGGGACAGUACAGAGGUCGAGAUGUGGGAGAGUCGAAGUAUGCUUGCUGAAGGAUCGAAUAGGCGGCGUAUUGAGAAGUGGAGAGGCGUGAUGGGGUCUGUGGAGGUUUGA
Molecule: messenger RNA, 1398 nt
Organism: Fulvia fulva
Lineage: Eukaryota; Fungi; Ascomycota; Dothideomycetes; Mycosphaerellales; Mycosphaerellaceae
Exons: 1
Coding region: 1-1398 (465 amino acids)
Source: RefSeq, a predicted model, not a curated record